This is a messenger RNA of Hypanus sabinus (Atlantic stingray), 2867 nucleotides long. RefSeq names its product cytidine monophosphate (UMP-CMP) kinase 2, mitochondrial (gene cmpk2). Lineage: Eukaryota; Metazoa; Chordata; Chondrichthyes; Myliobatiformes; Dasyatidae. Gene Ontology annotation, biological process: dTTP biosynthetic process; dUDP biosynthetic process; dTDP biosynthetic process. The coding region runs from base 454 to 1752 and encodes 432 amino acids. Gene Ontology annotation, molecular function: dTMP kinase activity. The record is from RefSeq and is a predicted model, not a curated record. The transcript is spliced from 5 exons. Gene Ontology annotation, cellular component: cytoplasm; mitochondrion.
GUGUAACGUCAUCCAGCAUCUGCAGAUUUUCUUGUGUUUGUACUUCUGUGUAAUGUUAAUGGAGACAAGAUAGAAUAGAUACUGGAAUCUGAAGCCAAAAAAAACACAAACUGCCCUGUGAACUUGAAGGGUUAUAGGCGGUGUAGGGGGGAAUUGAUCACGGAGUAUGUUUAUACAGGGAAGAUAGUCAGUUUAAUGCGCUUUCGGCAGCUCGCCUUAUCUUUCAAACUGGAUGACGGGUCUCCGCCCUUGUGCCUCCGCUUGCAAGGAGCGUGAGUUGGAGAAGUCAGGUUUGGACGUGGACCCGCUGACUUGUUGUUUGUUUUCUGAGCUGUGUGACUCUUUCGGUUUCCAUACGUCACGCUUGUUUGCAGACGGCUGGGUUUCGAUUACGGAGCGCCCUGUGAUACCACGCCUUUCCCUUGGCUGCAGCUCCUGCACCGCAAUCCGGUGAUGAGUCUCCGCUGCAGCCGGGACAUGGCCAGCUCCUUCGGCUCUGCUCUGUACAAGCAAUGGGCGAAAAGGGUCUUCGCAAUCGAGUGCGAGAGCAGCGCGGACCCGCUGUAUUUUGCCCUCAGACCCAACUCCGAGAGCCCCUGGGAUGAGAACAGUAAGCUGCACCAACUCUUCAGCCGAGCUCAGACCUACUCGCUUUGCAUCGCCUCUGAAAACAGGAUCCAGGACGCAGAGACCUAUAUGAAGCUGCAGAGCAAACUGACCAGGCUGCCCGAGACGUGCCGUGUCAUAGAGCUGACGGCGUUUCUCCCCAACCAGGAAGGAUCUUCCAUCAAAGGGUUUCUGGUGCAAGAUGACCGAUGCUGCCAGAGCACCGAGCGUGUACUGCGGGACCUGGUACGGGAGAGCGGGCAGAGCUGUCUGUGCACCUACUGGACGGGCGAGGAGGGCAGGAUAUGGCAGAGCCUGCGGCUGCUCCGUGAUGGACAGCAGAAGGAGAUUCUCAGAAACUGCUUGUCUCUGACUCAAAAGCCGGAGCUUCACCCAUCAGUCUUAAACAUCAAAAACUCUGUCGUAUUCUAUAAGUAUGAAGAUGCGUAUAGCGUUCUAAAGGAGUGUGAGGAAUUGUUCCCUGAAGCCAAGGAGGUUCUGCAAAUAGUGAAUCAAUAUAGUGGGACUUCCAAAAAGGGCCACCAUCCUGUUAUUGUGAUUGAAGGACUUGAUGCAACAGGAAAAAGUACUUUGACUGAGGCUUUAAGAGAUUCGAUUCAAGCAACACUUUUAAAGUCACCACACGACUGUAUUAGCCAUUUAAGAAAAACAUUUGAUCUAAAACCACCUCUCAUUCGGCGAGCCUUUUAUACUUUGGGCAAUUACAUAACCGCCUCCAUCAUAGCAAAGACAUCGGAAACAUCUCCAGUAAUUGUGGAUCGGUUCUGGCAUAGCACUGCUGCUUAUGGAAUCGCAACUGAAGUAAGUGGGAAAGUGGAGAACCUGCCUCCACCCCAGCAUGAAUUAUACCAGUGUCCACAAGAUCUGCUUCAACCAGAUUUGGUGCUGUUGCUUACAGUCAGUGCAGAGGAGAGAAUCCGUCGUUUGGAACAAAGAGGAGAAAUGAAAACAAAGGAAGAAACUGAACUAGAGAGAAACAAUCUGUUUCGACAAAAGGUGGAAACAACUUACAGAAGAUUGGAGAACCCAUCUUGUGUGAUAGUUGAUGCCAGUGCAUCAAAGGAAGAGGUUCUCAAAACUGCACUUCUUCUAAUUGAAAGACACUGUGGUAUUAAAAGGACUUGACUUCUUACAUUAAUAUUUUCUAGCUGCUUAAAUUGAGUCUAAAGUGUAUUUAAUGUGAUCAGAGCUAUGAAUUUGCAUGAAAAUAAUACCAGCACUUUUUUUCUGUUAUCGGUAUAUACUGGAGGUAAGGUAUGCAAAGAUGAGAUGCAGUCAAUAAAAAGAAUGACAAAUUAGAUAGUGCAAUAUGUAUCUAAAUGACUGAAAAUAUUCCUGCAGGUGAGGAUUUUACACUCUACAGUAUUUGUUGGCCCUAUUCCAUUGCCAAGAAGCACUACAGCUCCCCAUUUGAUCAGUUGGCAGCUUCACCACUUGGCAUUAACCCGGUUGAGUGGGUUACCUGCCUCUGUGGAACAUGUUUGUCUUCCUUUGAUUCUACAUUAGAUCCAGCAACUGGUAGAUUACCACCCCAUUGCAAAGUUCGUGAAUCAAUGAAGUUUCUUCUCCAAUCCAAGUAAAUAGUGACACUUACAAACAUCUAAAUAGGCAUGGCGAGAAGUCAGACACUGUGGACCAGGUAUUACCAACCUUUUUAAUGCAUGGACCCCUACCAUUAACCGAGGUGUGUGUAGAUCCCAGACUGGGAAUCACUGCUGGAGACACUGUGAAAAGCGGAUGGUCCAGGCAAAGUUGAAGUAAACUCAGAUAAUUGGUGCACUCUAGCCACUGGAUUCUGAUUAUGUCUCCACUAGACUGGCUCAAAAUUAUGCUGAGAUAGUUGGUACAGUGCACUACAUGCCUGUUGCUGAAUUAAACCAAUUACUUCAAUGUGGGUUAAAAUUUGCUCCAUAGCAAAGGAAGGAGCUGCCAAAUCUUGAAAACUGAGAACGUGCUUCUGCAAAGUGCCUUGCAAAUGAUGCAGUCCACACAAUUUCAUUGUAGUACAUGGAUGUAGGGGUUACAAGUGAGCAAUUUCAUAUUGCUCUUAUAUUUUAGAUUUUGGACGUUCCAUUAACGUUCAUCCCAGUUGAAACUGCACCCGUCCCCAUCUCUGUACUGUAUCCUACCCUGCCCUACAGUGAACUGUACAUUAAAUGUAUUGAUUACCUUUAUUGUAUAUGAUCAUCUGUAAUCUGGCCAUAUUUUGUCUGGAAUAAAUGUAUAUCUACCAACCUUUA